AGCACAGAGAUCCAGCCAUGGCACCUACAAUAACUUCAGCAGUGAUCUACUCUAACGAGCACCUGACUCUGACAAGAUAAAUUGAAGAAUCAAUUUCAAGGAAAUUAAUCUAAUUUGAUUGAUUAUUUAUUUGUUUCAAUAAUGCCAUAUUUCAGAAUAAGAUUAUUAAUGACUCUCCUUUUCUUGUAGCUAACAAAGCCAGUGAUGGAGAAGUUACGCACAGAUCGUAUCAACAGCAGCAUUGAGCAGCUCAAGUUUCUCCUGGGUCAAGAGAUCCUCAACCAGCAGUCAGACUCCAAACUGGAGAAAGCCGACAUCUUGGAGAUGACAAUUUGCUUAAUGAGACAACAGCAACAGAACCAGCCAGUGAGCGCCUCCUCCUGCUCAGCAGCUGUCAAUCAGGGUUACUCCAGGUGUGUCCAAGAGAUUGUGCACUUCCUGUCCAAGGAUGAGGUGAAGACACAGACCCAGAGACUGCUGAGCCAUUUCCAGAGCCUGCAGCCAUCCUCUGAUAAGAACAGGAGGGAGAGUGACCUGCCUCAGUUGAGCUCCCCAGCCCAGCACAGCAUCAGCAAAGAGAAGAGUCCAGUCAACAGCGCUCUCUGGAGGCCCUGGUAGAGUCCUGCAGAAUGGAGCUCCACUCAGACAAACACAAUGGACCAUGUUGGUCUAACAUUAAUUUUACAUUUAACAUUUAAGUCAUUUAGCAGACGCUCUUAUCCAGAGCGACUUACAAAUUGAUGUCAUGGACAGUGGUCAGAGAUCUUCAUCCUCUGCUUAUACAGGAUGUUUUAAAAGUCUUGCUGUUAUUAAGACUUUUAUUUUCUGUUGUACUGAACAAGUUAUAACGUUUUUCUAAGAAAUUGAUCAAAUUGAUCAUUGAAUAAUAACAUUUAUGUUUUGUGAAACGUGUUGAAAUUGAUCAUGUGUUCAUUCAUGAUCAACAUGAUCAAC
Molecule: messenger RNA, 954 nt
Organism: Coregonus clupeaformis (lake whitefish)
Lineage: Eukaryota; Metazoa; Chordata; Actinopteri; Salmoniformes; Salmonidae
Product: transcription factor HES-5-like
Exons: 1
Coding region: 205-618 (137 amino acids)
Biological process (GO): regulation of transcription by RNA polymerase II; anterior/posterior pattern specification; regulation of neurogenesis
Cellular component (GO): nucleus
Molecular function (GO): DNA-binding transcription factor activity, RNA polymerase II-specific; RNA polymerase II cis-regulatory region sequence-specific DNA binding; protein dimerization activity
Source: RefSeq, a predicted model, not a curated record